Messenger RNA from Passer domesticus (house sparrow), 1294 nucleotides. RefSeq names its product serine/threonine-protein kinase pim-1-like. Gene Ontology annotation, molecular function: ATP binding; protein serine/threonine kinase activity. Gene Ontology annotation, biological process: protein autophosphorylation. NCBI's taxonomy places the organism in Eukaryota, Metazoa, Chordata, Aves, Passeriformes, Passeridae. The coding region runs from base 1 to 1218 and encodes 405 amino acids. The transcript has 6 exons. The record is from RefSeq and is a predicted model, not a curated record. Gene Ontology annotation, cellular component: cytoplasm.
AUGACCUGCACACAGUUUGACUUCCCCUGUUUUUCUUGGAAAGCAAUGUUGGAGAGUGCCUGGGGCUGGGGCGGCAUCGCCGGCUUUUGGCUCCGCCUGGCCCGGCACCGACCCCGACCCCGGCCCCGACGCAGGGUCCAGUCCCGAUCCCGACCCCGAGCCCGGCCCCGGCCCCGGCUCCUCCCGGGGCCCGCGGAGGACACACGCGGCGCGGCCGCUCCCGCCGCCUCCGCUGCGGCUUGCCCGGCCCGAGCUCCGCCGCUCGGCAGUGCGGCCCCCGGCCCCGCGGCUCCCGGGUCGCGUUGCAAAGAGCGAACGCCGGGGGAUGGCCGGGCCGGGACGGGUGAGGGGCACUCGGGGGCCGUUGCUGGCCCCGGGCCGAGUGCUGACAGCCGCGUCCCGCCCGCAGGGAAGGCGCAGGAGGCCCUGCAGGAGCGGUACCGCCUGGGCUCGCUGCUGGGGCGUGGAGGAUUCGGCAGCGUCUGGUCGGGGACGCGGCUCUCGGAUGGCGCCCCGGUGGCCAUCAAAAAGGUGCCACGGAACCGCAUCUGGCAUUGGAGCGAGCUGCCCGACGGCACCAGCGCUCCCCUGGAGGUUGUGCUGCUGGACAAGGUGUCCAGUGGCUUCUCCGGUGUGGUCCAACUACUGGAAUGGCUUGAGCUCCCCAGCGACAUUGUGAUGGUGCUGGAGCGGCCGGAGCACUCUCAGGACCUCCUGCAUUUCAUUCAAGCACGGGGGUUCCUGCGCGAGGAGGUGGCGCGGCAGCUGUUCCGGCAGGUGCUGGAGGCCGUGCGGCACUGCACCAGCUGCGGGGUCCUGCACCGCGAUAUCAAACCAGAGAACAUCCUGGUUGACCUGGCCACCGGGCAGGCCAAAUUGAUUGACUUUGGCUGUGGCACCUACCUGCAAGACACAGCCUACACUCACUUUGCAGGAACACCAUCAUACAGCCCCCUGGAAUGGACCCGCUUUGGCUGGUACCAUGGCGAGCCAGCUACCAUCUGGUCCCUGGGCAUCCUGCUACACGAGAUGGUCUGUGGGAAGAUGCCUUUCAGGAGGGGCUGGAACUUCAGCUGGGGCCAGCUCUCGCUGCCACAACGGCUCUCUCCAGAGUGCCAAAAUCUGAUUGGGUGGUGUUUAUCCAUGCACCCCUUGGCCAGACCCUCAUUAGAAGAGGUGUUCUGUCAUCCUUGGAUGCAGGAUAUUCAGCUGCCCUAGAAGAAGGGAGAGAGCCACAGGCACACUUUGAUCCAGGGCCCUGGUAAGUUACAUCUGCACACAUGCCUUGGCAAUG